Messenger RNA from Arachis stenosperma, 732 nucleotides. Its product is annotated as 30S ribosomal protein S31, chloroplastic-like. Lineage: Eukaryota; Viridiplantae; Streptophyta; Magnoliopsida; Fabales; Fabaceae. The coding region runs from base 82 to 393 and encodes 103 amino acids. The record is from RefSeq and is a predicted model, not a curated record. Gene Ontology annotation, cellular component: plastid; ribosome. Gene Ontology annotation, biological process: plastid translation. The transcript is spliced from 3 exons.
ACACACUCACACACACUAAAAAUUCUAUCCCUAACUAGCCAAUCAUAGGUGGGAUUUGAACUAUGAAGAAGAAGAAGAACGAUGUCAAUGGCGACGAAGCUAUUACCAACACUUAGGGUUUCUCCACAACCAAACAAAAGUCUCUCCCCUUCCAUGCCAAGCUCUUCCAAUUCGCUCUCUUUCUCUAUCAUUUCUCCAACACUACCUACAACUUACUGCGGCAGAGGUGAUCGAAAAACAGCCAAAGGAAAACGCUUUGCUCACUCUUUUGGAAAUGCAAGACCAAGGGAUAAGAAGGGGAGAGGACCAGCGAAGCCCCCUGUGCCACCGAGUCCACCGAAGAAGGAUCGCUUCACUGAUGAUUUGAUGAAGAUAGAUCGCUGCCACCACUGAAUUUAUAUGAGUACUUUCUCAACUAGGUCUUUGUUAUUUGAAUUUUGAAUCCAAGUUGCAAUUUUGAUAAAUUCAAUAGGUCGAUAAUGCUUCUAGCAACUUGUUAAGUGAUGUUGGAAUUUGGAUUAGAAAAAUAUGAAGCAUGAAUGGAACAAAUCAUGUGCAACGUUGAUUUUAGCUCCAUUAGAGUGUGAACUUACAUAAUGUGUGUGAAUUGGGUUGUUGAGUGGAUUAACAAUUCUAUUCUCUUUUAGUAUGCUUUAUUUGACUUGCAGAAUAUAUUUUUUGAUCCCAUUUUAAUGCACAAGAGAGAAGAGACUAGUGAUGCUAAACUGGCCA